Molecule: messenger RNA, 682 nt
Organism: Staurois parvus
Lineage: Eukaryota; Metazoa; Chordata; Amphibia; Anura; Ranidae
Source: the annotation of a GenBank genome assembly
UGCAGCUUAAUAUCUCUUUCCCAGCUACUGGCUGCCAGAAGUUGAUUGAAGUUGAUGAUGAACGCAAGCUGCGUACUUUUUAUGAGAAACGCAUGGCCACAGAAGUUGCAGCUGAUCCCUUGGGUGAGGAAUGGAAGGGAUAUGUUGUGCGCAUCAGUGGAGGCAACGAUAAGCAAGGUUUCCCCAUGAAACAGGGAGUUCUCACCCACGGACGUGUUCGUCUGCUGCUGAGCAAGGGUCACUCCUGUUACCCCGCCCCAGGAGGACUGGCGAGCGCAAACGCAAGUCUGUGCGUGGCUGUAUUGUAGAUGCCAACUUGAGUGUGUUGAACUUGGUGAUUGUCAGAAAAGGUGAGAAGGACAUCCCUGGCCUUACAGACAACACUGUUCCACGUCGUUUGGGUCCUAAAAGGGCAAGCAGAAUCCGCAAACUCUUCAACCUGUCCAAAGAAGAUGAUGUUCGCCAAUAUGUGGUUAGAAAGCCUCUUGCUAAGGAAGGGAAGAAGCCCAGGACUAAGGCCCCCAAGAUCCAGCGUCUUGUAACACCUAGAGUUCUUCAACACAAGCGCAGACGUAUUGCCCUGAAGAAGCAGCGCACUCAGAAAAAUAAGGAGGAAGCAGCAGAGUAUGCCAAGCUCCUUGCGAAGAGAACAAAGGUGCGUUCAAUACAAUCAUUUCUAUGA